AUGUGUGACAUGGCGGGUCUCGAUAACCUGGUGGCCAACACGGCUUACCUAAAGGCUCAGGGUGGAGAUGACAAGGAAAUGAAAAAACGCCGCCGGAGCUUGUCUCUGCCCAAACCGGAGCAAUGUGUUCCCUUGCGAACCACUAUAGAGCUGGACUUUGUCAUGGUUUGCGAAAGACAACCGAUCGGAAAGAAGUAUUUUCGUGAUUUUCUUGCCAGCAAAGCCGAUUACAAGGCCGCUGCCGAUUUCUUGGAUGACCUUUACGAUUGGGAUCUGGCUGAGGGGGGUCAAAAAACCAAAGCAUGCCAAGAUAUCAUCAAAAAGUACACCAAACCUGACGCCAAAACCUUCUUGUCUUUCUUGACCGGCCCUGCAUUAGAGAAGUGUAAGAGUGUGACGGAAUCCAACUUCGAUGAGGUGAUGAAGGGGCCAGUCCAGGAAGGAACAAGAGAGUUUCUGAAAGGCAAGCCCUUCACAGAGUACCAGGCCAGCCCGUUCUUUGACAAGUUUCUCCAGUGGAAGGAGUUUGAGAAGCAACCCAUCAGCGACAAAUACUUCUAUGAAUUCAGGACUCUGGGAAAAGGUGGCUUUGGAGAGGUGUGUGCAGUGCAGGUGAAAAACACAGGCCAGAUGUACGCCUGCAAGAAGCUGGAGAAAAGGCGUCUGAAGAAAAAGGGCGGUGAGAAAAUGGCCCUGCUUGAGAAGAAGAUCUUGGAGAAGGUCAACAGUCUGUUUCUGGUGAAUCUGGCCUAUGCUUACGACAGUAAGACCCACUUGUGCCUUGUCAUGACGCUGAUGAAUGGAGGAGACCUCAAAUACCACAUUUACAAUCUGGGCUACGAUGGCAAAGGAGUGGAUAAGGGCAUCGAGAUGAAGCGUGUGGUCUACUACACUGCACAGAUCACCUGUGGAAUCCUGCAUCUGCAUGAAAUGGAUAUCAUUUAUCGAGACAUGAAGCCAGAAAACGUCCUCCUCGACAGCCAAGGCCAGUGCCGACUCUCUGACUUGGGUCUGGCCAUCGAGGUGGUCCCUGGAAAGACCGUCACUCAGAUGGCUGGUACUGGAGCCUACAUGGCCCCUGAGCUCCUGACUAAGACCCCGUACCGGACUUCGGUGGACUGGUGGGCUCUGGGCUGCAGUAUCUAUGAGAUGGUCGCAGGCUACACUCCGUUCAAAGGGCCCGACAGCCUGAAAGUGAAAGUAGAGAAGGAGGAAGUGCAGCGGAGAAUCCAGAAUGAGGAGCCCUCGUGGGACCACCGCUGCUUUGAUGCUGCGACCAAAGACAUCAUCCAACAGUUCCUCAAGAAGAAGAUGGAAGAACGAUUGGGUGUUAAGAACAACAUGGAAGACCCUCGGAAGCAUGAGUGGUUCAAGAGCAUCAACUUCCCUCGUCUGGAGGCCGGCCUCACCACCCCUCCCUGGGUCCCCAAGCCCAAUGUAGUGUACGCUAAAGACACAGGAGACAUUGCAGAGUUCUCAGACAUUAAGGGCGUGGUGCUGGAUAACAAUGAUGAGAAGUUCUUCAAAGAGUUCGGCACUGGGGCGGUGCCCAUCCAGUGGCAGAAGGAGAUGAUGGAAAGUGGACUGUUCGAGGAGCUCAAUGACCCCAACAGGAAAGAAGCGCCUGCAGGAGGAGAAGAGAGCCAGAAGUCUGGCACAUGUGUAAUUAUGUGA
Messenger RNA from Knipowitschia caucasica, 1674 nucleotides. The record is from the annotation of a GenBank genome assembly. Lineage: Eukaryota; Metazoa; Chordata; Actinopteri; Gobiiformes; Gobiidae.